Molecule: messenger RNA, 471 nt
Organism: Nestor notabilis (Kea)
Lineage: Eukaryota; Metazoa; Chordata; Aves; Psittaciformes; Psittacidae
Product: serine/threonine-protein kinase WNK1-like
Exons: 2
Biological process (GO): positive regulation of potassium ion import across plasma membrane; protein phosphorylation; negative regulation of sodium ion transport
Cellular component (GO): cytoplasm; cytosol
Molecular function (GO): chloride channel inhibitor activity; potassium channel inhibitor activity; protein serine/threonine kinase activity
Source: RefSeq, a predicted model, not a curated record
CACCGUUUCUUCCGCCGUAGCGUGAUCUGCGACUCCAACGCUACGGCCUUGGAGCUACCCAGUUUGCAACCCGCAGCGCCCUCGGCCCCUAUCUCGGGAGGCAGCGCCGCUCCGUUGGUCUCUCCUCCCGAGUGUGCCAGUCGGACCUCUUACAUCUCUGUCAGCGCCACUCAGGCCCCCUCGCUGCUGCAGCAGCCACCGCCGCCUGCCCCGCUUCCCCUCGAAGGACAGUCUGCUCAGGAGGCCCCUGCCGCGAAAGAUGCCGCCCCGCUGCUGCCCAAGGAAGAGGAGGAGGAUGAGCGGAGAACACAGCAGGAAGACAUCGAAGAGCUUGAGACCAAGGCAGUGGGCAUCUCCCCGGAUGGCCGCUUCCUGAAGUUUGACAUCGAGAUUGGAAGAGGCUCCUUCAAAACUGUGUAUAAAGGACUAGAUACGGAUACCACUGUGGAAGUCGCCUGGUGCGAGCUGCAG